Molecule: messenger RNA, 802 nt
Organism: Morus notabilis
Lineage: Eukaryota; Viridiplantae; Streptophyta; Magnoliopsida; Rosales; Moraceae
Product: keratin, type I cytoskeletal 9
Exons: 1
Coding region: 166-612 (148 amino acids)
Source: RefSeq, a predicted model, not a curated record
CUCAACUGUCCUCCAACACUUUUUCCAUAAAUGCCCUUUUUAACCCUCUCUCUUAAUUCUUAUCCCCCAAAAACUUGUAUAUAAUAUAUAUCCCUUGCUUCCCAAAACACCAACUUUCUCUCUUAUCACACACUCCCUCACUUUCCAAACCUAAAAAAAGGAAAAAUGAAUCUUAUAACAAGCUUUCUGCUGACCCUUUUGCUCAUAACUUCUCUCUCUUCACUUUCUCUCUCCGCCCGACCCGGGUCCGACGGGCCCUUCUCGGCCGAGCUCAAGGGCUCGAAGGGUUCGUCGCCCGGCUCCAACUCCAACAACAACGGGGGGUUCUUCGGGCCCGGGCCGGGGUUCAACAUACCCGGGUUCGGGAACGGCAACGGGUUUGGCGGCGGGUAUGGGUACGGGUACGGGGGUCCUAAAGGAGGGCACGACAAGGGAGGGAUAGUUAGGCCCACUGUGGUGUGCACAGAUAAAGGACCGUGUUACAAGAAGAAGCUGACGUGUCCGGCCAAGUGCUUCACCUCCUACAGCCGCUCCGGCAAGGGAUACGGCGGAGGCGGCGGCGGCGGUGGCUGCACCAUGGAUUGUAAGAAGAAGUGUGUCGCCUAUUGUUAGAGGGAAGAAUAUUACUAUAGGCUUCUCUGGUUGUUUGCAGCCGGUAGCCGGUAAUUCAUAUAUAGUUUUCCAUAUACAUAUGUAUGAGUUAUGACUACUAGUAGCACUUGUUAAAGUGAGUAUAUAGUAUGUGAUGCAGUUUUUUAAUUAACUAGAUCGUAUGGUGAUAUGAUAUAUGAUAAUUAGAUCA